GCGGCCGGCCCCGCCGCCGCCAUGUCCAUGAAGGGCCGUUUCCCGAUCCGCCGCACCCUGCAGUACCUGAGCCAGGGCGACGUGGUGUUCAAGGACUCGGUGAAGGUCAUGACGGUGAACUACAACACGCACGGGCCGCUGGGCGAGGGCGCCAGGAAAUUUGUGUUUUUCAACAUCCCUCAGAUCCAGUACAAAAACCCAUGGGUGCAGAUCAUGAUGUUUAAGAACAUGACACCGUCACCCUUCCUGCGCUUCUAUUUAGAUACCGGGGAGCAGGUCCUGGUGGACGUGGAGACCAAGAGCAACAAGGAGAUCGUGGAACACGUCAGGAGGAUCCUGGGCAAGGACAAGGAGACGCUCAGGAGGGAGGAGCAGGAGAGGCAGCAGCUCGCCCACCCCGCCAACUUCGGGCCCCGCAGGUACUGCCUGCGCGAGUGCAUGUGCCAAGUGGAGGGCCAGGUGCCCUGCCCGGCCCUCGUGCCCCUGCCCAGGGAGAUGCGGGGCAAGUUCAAGGCCGCCCUGAAGGCCGACCAGGACUGAGGCCAGGCCAGGCCGGGCCGGUGCUCGGGCUGACCGUGGGAGACUGCUGGGGGCCACUGCUGCAGGGAAGGUCUGGAUCUGUCCCAGAGACUCGAACUCCACCAUGGACGGUGCCCCCUCCCGUGUGGAAGCAGCUGGGCCACCCGUGGACACCGCGCUGUGCCCCGCCGUCAAUAAAGUGCUGCUUGGACGCAGCCCGCCAUCGCCUGAGCCUGGAGGGGGGAGCCACGGCCGGGACACCCGUUUGCUGCUGCGACGCCGCCUGCUCUCCACUCCAUCGCGCCUCAGAGCCCAGCCUGGGACUGCGGGCGUUGGGGUGCGGCCAGCCAGAGCGGUCAAGCUGGCAGUGUGGACGCUCCCCACGGCCCUUGGGUAUUUCUCAGGGCAGCCCUACCAUGGUGCCAGCGCUCGCCUCACUAGAGCUGCCUGGCCAGGGCCGAGAUGGAGGCACCCCAGGGUCGGUCAGGUAGCCUCAGGUAGGGGCAGCCGGGGCCCUCCCUGUGUUCCUGCCGGGAGGUUUCCGGCCUCAGAGGCGGCGCGGCCCCUGCUGAUGGCCAGUUCUGGGUGCCUGCCGUGGCUCCCUCCACCACUGUCCUGGUCCCAGGCCUGGGAGCACUGGUGUCGCUGGGCCUCUUCCUGGCAGUCUGUAGGACACUUGACGCUACUGUCACAUCCACUGUGACGGUGUCUGCCCUUAGCCAACAGCGGAGCCCUUUCAGGUCACCUAAGACUGCUCAGCCGACUGGGGGCGCAGCUGGAUGAGACGCCUGGACACUCGGCCAAGGGGCCAUGGCUUUACAGGAUGCACAGGACGAAAACGCGUUGAACACUGCUUUGUAAAGUAACCGGAGGCGGAGAUGUAGAAGAACGCUCCGCACGUGAGCUGUCCAGCUGUCUGUGCUGUCCAGCUGUCCGCGGCCGCAGCCCCGCCGAGUGCUCCGGGCCGCAGGCACCUGACUGCCCUCCCGGAGGAAAGCAUCCGAACACCAACUUGAACACGCGGUCCAGUGACAUGCCGAGCGCUCCCCUCUGCGGCGUGUUGGAAGUGUCCACACCGGAUGAUCGGCUUCCUAAGUACAUGCCGGGAUUAAAGCUGGGCCCUCUGCACGGUUUCUGGUUCAGUUUAUUCUCGGGUUGCUGUUAAGUAGCCCCAAAGGAAAGUCUUUAUGAGAUUCAUUUAGACUGUCACGCUUCCAGCAGCCUGGAAAGCCUCUUCCCAUGGCGUGAUUGUCACGACAGGCAAUGACACAGGACAGGUCGCAGUCAGCGUUGGCCGCCCAGUGAGCGAGCGGAAACGGCUUUCCUGCCGUCCGGCACGGGGCUGCGGGCCGCGUGCCCACCGGCUCCCGAAAGGCACAGCGCUGCGGCCUCGCUCAGUGUCUGACAUUCUGGUUGCUCACUUUGAAAAGGAGGAGAGGGGCCUGGGGGCCACGGGAGUCUGCGGCUCUCCGGCCACCGCUCCCGGCAGGCCCCGCCGCCCAGGGCCGCCUCCCAAUGCCCAGUAGCGGGGGAGGCUGGGGACAGGCCCGGACAGGGAACACUUGGCACCUGGAGCUUCAUGGCUACCCGAAGGCCGUGCGUGUCCACAUUAAAAUCCGAUUUCACCUGGA
This is a messenger RNA of Tupaia belangeri chinensis (Chinese tree shrew), 2150 nucleotides long. It is a transcript of the gene MRPS25, whose product is annotated as mitochondrial ribosomal protein S25. Gene Ontology annotation, cellular component: mitochondrion. The transcript is spliced from 5 exons. Lineage: Eukaryota; Metazoa; Chordata; Mammalia; Scandentia; Tupaiidae. The record is from RefSeq and is a predicted model, not a curated record. The coding region runs from base 22 to 540 and encodes 172 amino acids. Gene Ontology annotation, molecular function: structural constituent of ribosome.